This is a messenger RNA of Nyctereutes procyonoides (raccoon dog), 819 nucleotides long. RefSeq names its product SIX homeobox 6 (gene SIX6). NCBI's taxonomy places the organism in Eukaryota, Metazoa, Chordata, Mammalia, Carnivora, Canidae. Gene Ontology annotation, molecular function: RNA polymerase II cis-regulatory region sequence-specific DNA binding; DNA-binding transcription factor activity, RNA polymerase II-specific. Gene Ontology annotation, cellular component: transcription regulator complex; nucleus. Gene Ontology annotation, biological process: regulation of transcription by RNA polymerase II; eye development. The transcript is spliced from 2 exons. Bases 79 to 819 code for a protein of 246 amino acids. The record is from RefSeq and is a predicted model, not a curated record.
CACCCGGCCAGGCCCGCGGGCAUCUGCUGCGCGUCCCGCUCCGCGCUCAGCGUCCCCAUUGCAGUCGGCACUGCCUCGAUGUUCCAGCUGCCCAUCUUGAAUUUCAGUCCCCAGCAAGUGGCCGGGGUAUGCGAGACUCUGGAGGAGAGCGGCGACGUUGAGCGCCUGGGUCGCUUCCUCUGGUCGCUGCCCGUGGCCCCUGCGGCCUGCGAGGCCCUCAACAAGAAUGAAUCGGUGCUGCGCGCGCGAGCCAUCGUGGCCUUUCAUGGUGGCAACUACCGCGAGCUCUACCAUAUUCUGGAAAACCACAAGUUCACCAAGGAGUCGCAUGCCAAGCUGCAGGCGCUGUGGCUAGAAGCGCAUUACCAGGAGGCCGAGAAGCUGCGUGGACGGCCCCUGGGGCCGGUGGACAAGUACCGUGUGAGAAAGAAGUUCCCGCUGCCGCGCACAAUUUGGGACGGCGAACAGAAGACACACUGUUUCAAGGAGCGCACGCGGCAUCUGCUACGAGAAUGGUACCUGCAGGACCCAUACCCCAACCCCAGCAAAAAGCGUGAGCUCGCCCAGGCAACCGGACUGACCCCUACACAGGUGGGCAACUGGUUCAAAAACCGCCGACAAAGGGACCGGGCGGCUGCGGCCAAGAACAGACUCCAGCAGCAGGUCCUGUCGCAGGGGUCCGGGCGGGCUCUAAGGGCUGAGGAAGAGGGCACGCCCGAGGUGCUGGGCGCCGCCGCCAGCCCGGCCGCCAGCCUAUCCAGCAAGGCAGCCACUUCGGCCAUCUCCAUUACGUCUAGCGACAGCGAGUGCGACAUCUGA